AAACAGUUGCCGGCUCGGUGUCAGUGGGGUCGCACCUCGCGCACCCCACUGACCGCCGAGGGGAGCUUUUUUUAGCAGCUGGGAACUCAGGCCGUGACAGCAGAAGACCGUACAACUGUCGAUCUCCCCAAUAUUGAGAGUCAGAGCAAGCCCAGUCAGGAUCCAACGCAAACGGAAGAAGAUGGGACCGGUGAGGGUCACCUCCCGUCUUCUGACGUCAUUGAUGACGUUGCUGGUGGUGACGUCACUCUUACCAUCUACACUGGGCUGCAAAGACACUUCCAUCUGCCGAUUCUCGUGCUGCACUGCUGUGCCCAACUGUGACGAGGCUAAGCGGAUUGACUGCAUCUGCCCGGUACUAGAUGAGAUGAUACUGACGCCCGACUCCAUCCCGGCCGGCACCACUUCUCUAAGCAUCUCCAAAGUGUCCAACUUGACCAUCGGAGGACACUCUUUCCAUCGUCUGAACUCACUGAUACACUUCACCGUGAGCGACAUUGGAGCUGUUAUCAUCGGAAGAAAAGGGAUGAGUCUGCAUCCCAAAAAUGUGCUUCGCAUUUUCAUCGCCAGAAGGGUUGAGUCAUUGAACGUUGACGAGCAUGGUUUGACAGGCAAAUGGCAAACCGAGCCUGAACAGACGACGAUCAUAUUCGAGGAAAUCAAAGAGCUCAACAUCGCUUCCAGAGGACUCAGCUAUGCGACUUCGGAGUCGGACGAAGGGCUCACUGUCAGGAUCAGUAACAUCGCAACCCUCUCGCUGGCCUCAAAGGCGUUUGACGCCCGCAUCAGAGAUCUCCUUCUAGAAAACGUUAGCAUGCCACAAUGUCACAUGGGAACUUUUGAAAACAAAAUCCACUCACUGGAGUUGAAUAAGGUCACAAUACUGGAUGUCAAAACGCGAUGUUUCAAUAGCGUUGGGGAGCACGGCAACGGCCUAGAUUGUGGAGUCCACAUCACAAACAGCACGCUGGGAACUGUGAAGUCGCAGGCGUUCUCCGGAAAUAUCACAAACAUCAAACUAGAUCAAAAAACCCUGGUUGGAAAAGUGAAUAAGCAUGGUUUUCAGGUGCAGGCCAAGGACUUCAUCGUCAAAAAUUCCAAGAUCGACACCCUAAGCUCCAAAAGUCUUUCGGUCACUUGCAAGAAAACUUUUGCAAUCAAGGAUGUAAGCAUCGGACGUCUUCGCACUGACGCAUUCAAAGACGUACGGGCGGUGCGGCAGAGUGUCCCUACAGUAAGCCUGGAGUCCCUAGAAGUUGGUGUCGCCGAGCCCGGAUCGCUGUCUUUCCAACGCUGCCUCUGCGUGGAUGCCUCUAAGCUUCACAUCCAGCUGUCUGACGAAGAGAAAUGCCCGACAGAGCAGUGGGCCCGCAGGAUUCUGGGAGUUACGGAUCAGCAGGCGCUAUACUGGGAGAUUCGUCAACUGUACCAAAGUCUGCGUGAAAGCAGCAGCGGCUGUGAUAAGAACGGGGAACCUCAAUUGACAACGGCAGUCGAAGACGAGUCGUGCCCGUACCCAGACGACGCAGAAGAGGUAGUGGAGAGCGGCGUGAGCGGUGAAGAAACCAGCGAAGGUGUCAUCUCUGACGAAAAACGUCCCAGUGGUCAGAAUGAGACAGGUUCGAGUGGAGGAGUGUCUGCUUGCUGGAAGUGGGCCGCCAUAGUACUGAUGGUGGUGGUGGUGGUGGCGGUGGUGGCGGUGAUGUUUGCACUGAAGAUGUGUACAUUUUAACCCGCGCCCCACUGGGGUCUGCGUAUAACACUGGGGGGGGGGGGGCUAUUCAUAGCCCCCCUCCUAACUCCGAAACUACUGGGCCGAUCAUCAAAAUUCAAACGGCGUCUGAUAGCUCCGGAAAAACUGUCAAGCGAAACCUAAUUUCAUUGACCUCGAGGUCACUGAUGACGUCACAGGUCAGGUCAAAGUAAAAAUUAUUAGCAUUUUGGCUUCUUCACGUUUUGGGCUCUGGCCGCCGUCUUACAAGUCAAAUCAGGCUCAUUUUUGGUUCACACACUCGUGAACAGAUGCUCUAGAUACUCUGAGGGUACCAAACUUGUACUUUGUUUUUCAGGUCAAGGUCAGGUCAUCACAGGUCACGAAAAUAUUAUAUCAUCCGUCGGUCACGUGACACAUGUUUUAUGGUCCAUUUAGGCCAAACAUUUCGAAUUUGAUGUCGUUUGUGUCAUUCGAGGUCAUUUUGAGUCAAAUUUAGCUUAGGCCAGGUCACUUUCAGGUCAAAAAAGGUCAAAUUUCGAAGCUAUAAUUUUUCAACAAAAAAAGGUAUCUAUUGAAUGCAGUUUGAGCUCAGAAACACGAUGGUGCUAUUUAUAUUGGCGUACGAUGUCAAAUUCGUGCUGAAAAAUUGAUUUGAAAAAUUAAUAAUUGUUAAUUUUUUGCAAUAAUGCGUAUAACUUGGCCAUUUUUGAAGAUAUUUAGCUAAAACUUGCUAGAGUUAGUCAUAAUAAAGCGUUCUAUCACAUAUAUUUCGUUUUUUUUGGAAAAGUAAAAAAAAAAAAUUGAAAAAAAUGUAAAAAUAUAAAUUUUGAAUUUUAUUAUAUACAAUUUUCGACAUUUUCAACAUUUCGAAAAUCCGAGAUAGCAGUUUGAUAGCGCAGUCUAUUCUGAGUACUCUCAUGCAAAGAAAUUGGAUCUAGCUUAAAAACUGAGCUCUUGGGAGCGAUUGCCGUGGUUCAAUGUUUUGCGUCGAAAUCGGCCGAACAUGACGUCACUCUGACGUCAUUUCCGGCCGACCUAUGGUAGAUACGAAGUUCAAAUUUUGACACAAGGUGUCAAAUUGAUGCAGCCGAAGGUACUGAAAGUUUGGCGUCGAUACGUCAAGCGGUUUGGAAGGUAUUGCAGAAAAACGGGAGGGGGGCUAUAAAUAGCCCCCCCCAGUGGGGCGCGGGUUAAUACAUAUUAAGUGCUCUUUCUUGUAGUUAACUCAGGCAAGGAUGCGGCGUUUACCCCGCGACCCAUUGGGGGAGGGGGGUAAAGGGCCUCCGUGGUUUUUCGCAGAUAACUCAGAAACGGCUACCAAUGGGGAUGUUCGGCUUAUUUCCUCACCAGGUGGCAGCACUGCCUUCUUUGGACACAGAAACUGUGGCGGCGAAUGCGCCACUGUGUUUUGCACUGUGUGGAGUCCGUGUCGGUUCGAGGGACUGAAUUUCGGUGAAUUUGAUAGCAAUUGAUUUGAAUUUUGCUCAGAUGGGUUGUGAAUUUAUAUUCAGCAAGUGUCACAAACAUGGAAAGGCGAGUUAACAAAGGACAGGAGACUUAGAAAGGCUUCAAUUGACGUAGCCGAAGAGAGGCGAGAAGCCGAAGAUAGACCGACACCAAACGGUAAUUCCAUGGAUUUGCCAUGGAUGUAACACGUUUCCAGACAUUUUUUUUUUGGUGAGCAUGACUAAGAAUAUAAAUAGUCUUACUUAACUCAUAGCUGGAUCUUGUAUUGCGGCUAUUGCCCAUAUGAAGUAAUUUACCUGUAUAAGUUUGUGGGCAUAUCAAUAUAGGAAAUUGACCUGCCCUUUGAGAAAGGCAUUGAAAGAUGAUACAUGCUGCUGAGAAUGAUCAUAUAAAUUCAAUGCAUUUUUAUAAGAUUCAUUGCAAGCAUUUUUAGCAGUGUUCUACUUUGUCUGGUACCAAAGAUGUUGCAUGCAGAUAAAGGUUUUGAUGGAAAAAGACAAAUAGUAUCUAUUUUGAGUACACCAGCAACCAGGAGGUAAAUGUAAUAGAACUUUAAGCUACCUACUAUUUAUGAAUUGUUACAAGUAUUGAUCAUCCUACAUGGUGUUACAGGUGCCCAGUGCAGUCAUGCUUCUGGUGCGGUGUCAGUUUUAGACCACUUCCAUUUACGGUGAAGGAUCGUUGCCUCAUGGGUUGAUGGCGAAUUCAAUGAACUUUGAUAUUCUAUAUUUGCGAUUUCUUUCUUUCAAAUAUUUAACAAAUGAGAGCAAAAAAUCCACUAAGUGCGUACUCUUAUACGACUUCACCCUAUUUUUCUUUUUUAAUGAUUGGCUCGUAAAACAUUGCGCGUGUGCGCCUUACGAGUUCCUAUUGACUAAUUAUCAAGUCCCGGAACCGUUCUAGAAUUAGAACAAAAGUUCCGUGCAGGGAGACAGUGAGCUAUUAACAUUACACAAACACCAAAAUGCUUAAUUCACCUACAAGAAGCACACAUAUUACUGAUUCGUAAUACACUCUCAACCCACCAAAUCAAUAUCUUCUCAACUACUGUUCCACUAAUGGUGCUGGUAUGCGAUUAUUCUAUCGGUUAAGCCGGAAGAUCGUGGCAAAAUACGGUCUGACUCCUGCAAUGUGUUAUCGGUAUUAAGUGGAGGGGGGAGGGGGCCACCGAUAAAGACUAUCACACAGGAUGUAAAGAAUAUGCACAUUUAUUACGAUAGCAAAUGGAACUGCCAUUACUUAGUUCGACA
This is a messenger RNA of Amphibalanus amphitrite, 4431 nucleotides long. RefSeq lists its product as uncharacterized. Bases 182 to 1732 code for a protein of 516 amino acids. The transcript is spliced from 2 exons. NCBI's taxonomy places the organism in Eukaryota, Metazoa, Arthropoda, Thecostraca, Balanomorpha, Balanidae. The record is from RefSeq and is a predicted model, not a curated record.